Messenger RNA from Prorocentrum cordatum, 1476 nucleotides. Lineage: Eukaryota; Dinophyceae; Prorocentrales; Prorocentraceae. The record is from the annotation of a GenBank genome assembly.
GAGUCGGAGCAGAAGUGCGCGGAGUGGGCGGACAAGGAGGGCGCCGAUGGGAAGAUGGCUGCGGAAGAGGCAGACUCGGAACGCCAGCGCAUGGCCAGAGAGGAGGAGGAGGAGGAGGAGGAGGAGGCCAAAGCGAGGCGCCAUGCCGAGGAGGAGGAGGAGGAAGAACGUCAGAAGGCGGCAGCGGAGGCGGAGCAGAAGCGCCUGGAGGAGGAAGAGGAGGCACGUCGACUGAAGGCGGCGGAAGAGGCGGAGUUGGAGCGCCGGCGCGUCGCUGAAGAAGAGGCGAGGCGCCAUGCCGAGGAGGAGGCCGAGAGUCGUCGCUUGGAGGAGGAAGAACGUCAGAAGGCGGCAGCGGAGGCGGAGCAGAAGCGCCUGGAGGAGGAAGAGGAGGCCCGUCGACUGAAGGCGGCGGAAGAGGCGGAGUUGGAGCGCCGGCGCGUCGCUGAAGAAGAGGCGAGGCGCCAUGCCGAGGAGGAGGCCGAGAGUCGUCGCUUGGAGGAGGAAGAACGUCAGAAGGCGGCAGCGGAGGCGGAGCAGAAGCGCCUGGAGGAGGAAGAGGAGGCACGUCGACUGAAGGCGGCGGAAGAGGCGGAGUUGGAGCGCCAGCGCGUCGCCGAAGAAGAGGCGCGGCGCCAUGCCGAGGAGGAGGCGGAGAGUCGCCGCUUGGAGGAGGAAGAGGGACGUCAGAAGGCGGCAGCGGAGGCGGAGCAGAAGCGCCUGGAGGAAGAAGAGGAGGCACGUCGACUGAAGGCGGCGGAAGAGGCGGAGUUGGAGCGCCAGCGCGUCGCCGAAGAAGAGGCGCGGCGCCACGCCGAGGAGGAGGAGGCCGAGAGUCGCCGCGUGGAGGAGGAAGAGGGACGUCAGAAGGCGGCAGCGGAGGCGGAGCAGAAGCGCCUGGAGGAGGAAGAGGAGACACGUCGACUGAAGGCGGCGGAAGAGGCGGAGUUGGAGCGCCGGCGCGUCGCUGAAGAAGAGGCGCGGCGCCAUGCCGAGGAAGAGGCCGAGAGUCGCCGCGUGGAGGAGGAAGAGGGACGUCAGAAGGCGGCAGCGGAGGCGGAGCAGAAGCGCCUGGAGGAGGCAGAGGAGGCACGUCGACUGAAGGCGGCGGAAGAGGCGGAGUUGGAGCGCCAGCGCGUCGCCGAAGAAGAUGCCCGGCGCCAUGCUGAAGAGGAGGAGGCCGAGAGUCGCCGCUUGGAGGAGGAAGAACGUCAGAAGGCGGCAGCGGAGGCGGAGCAGAAGCGCCUGGAGGAGGAAGAGGAGGCACGUCGAUUGAAGGCGGCGGAAGAGGCGGAGUUGGAGCGCCAGCGCGUUGCUGAAGAAGAGGCGAUGCGCCAUGCUGAGGAGGAGGCCGAGAGUCGUCGCUUGGAGGAGGAAGAACGUCAGAAGGCGGCAGCGGAGGCGGAGGACCUCAGAAGGCGGCAGCGGAGGCGGAGCAGAAGCGCCUGGAGGAGGCAGAGGAGGCACCUCGACUGA